CCCCAACAGGGAAACCUGCCCCCGGACUACAGAAUCAGCCUCAUAGACAUUGGCCUGGUGAUUGAGUACCUGAUGGGCGGGGCUUACCGCUGCAACUACACACGCAAGCGCUUCCGGACCCUCUACCACAAUCUGUUUGGCCCCAAAAGGCCCAAAGCCUUGAAACUGCUGGGAAUGGAGGAUGACAUUCCCUUGAGGAGAGGAAGAAAGACAACCAAGAAGCGUGAAGAAGAGGUGGACAUUGACUUGGAUGACCCUGAGAUCAACCACUUCCCAUUCCCCUUCCAUGAGCUGAUGGUGUGGGCUGUCCUCAUGAAGAGGCAGAAGAUGGCCCUGUUCUUCUGGCAGCAUGGAGAGGAGGCCAUGGCCAAAGCCUUGGUGGCCUGCAAGCUCUGCAAAGCCAUGGCUCAUGAGGCCUCUGAGAAUGACAUGGUUGAUGACAUUUCCCAGGAGCUGAACCACAACUCCAGGGACUUUGGCCAGCUGGCUGUGGAACUCCUGGACCAAUCCUACAAGCAGGAUGAGCAGCUGGCCAUGAAACUGCUAACGUAUGAGUUGAAGAACUGGAGCAAUGCCACAUGCCUGCAGCUGGCUGUGGCUGCCAAGCACCGUGACUUCAUUGCACACACGUGCAGCCAGAUGUUGCUCACUGACAUGUGGAUGGGCCGGCUCCGCAUGCGCAAGAACUCAGGCCUCAAGGUAAUUCUGGGAAUUCUACUUCCUCCUUCAAUUCUCAGCUUGGAGUUCAAGAAUAAAGAUGACAUGCCUUAUAUGACUCAGGCCCAAGAAAUUCAUCUCCAAGAGAAGGAGCCAGAGGAGCCAGAGAAGACCACAAAGGAGAAAGAUGAAGAGGACAUGGAACUCACAGCGAUGUUGGGGCGAAACAGCGGGGAGUCAUCCAGAAAAAAAGAUGAAGAAGAAGUCCAAAGCAGGCACCGCCUCAUCCCCGUGGGCCGCAAGAUCUAUGAGUUCUACAAUGCACCCAUUGUGAAGUUCUGGUUCUACACCCUGGCAUAUAUCGGAUAUCUGAUGCUCUUCAACUACAUUGUGUUAGUGAAGAUGGAGCGCUGGCCUUCCACUCAGGAAUGGAUCGUCAUCUCCUACAUUUUCACUCUGGGAAUAGAGAAGAUGAGAGAGAUCCUGAUGUCAGAGCCCGGCAAGCUGCUGCAGAAAGUGAAAGUGUGGCUGCAGGAAUACUGGAAUGUCACAGACCUCAUCGCCAUCCUCCUCUUCUCGGUGGGAAUGAUCCUUCGACUUCAAGACCAGCCCUUCAGGAGUGAUGGGAGGGUCAUCUAUUGUGUGAACAUCAUUUAUUGGUACAUCCGUUUACUAGACAUCUUCGGCGUGAACAAGUAUCUGGGCCCAUAUGUAAUGAUGAUUGGGAAAAUGAUGAUAGACAUGAUGUACUUUGUCAUCAUUAUGCUGGUGGUGCUGAUGAGCUUUGGGGUCGCCAGACAAGCCAUUCUCUUUCCCAAUGAGGAGCCAUCUUGGAAACUGGCCAAGAAUAUCUUCUACAUGCCAUAUUGGAUGAUUUAUGGGGAAGUGUUUGCAGACCAGAUAGACCCUCCCUGUGGACAGAAUGAGACCCGAGAGGAUGGCAAGACAAUCCAGCUACCCCCAUGCAAGACAGGAGCAUGGAUUGUGCCAGCCAUCAUGGCCUGCUACCUCUUGGUGGCAAACAUCCUUCUGGUCAACCUCCUUAUUGCUGUCUUCAACAAUACAUUUUUUGAGGUAAAGUCGAUAUCCAACCAAGUAUGGAAAUUUCAGAGGUACCAACUCAUCAUGACUUUCCACGAGAGGCCAGUUCUGCCCCCACCGCUCAUCAUCUUCAGUCACAUGACCAUGAUAUUCCAACAUGUGUGUUGCCGAUGGAGGAAACACGAGAGUGACCCGGAUGAAAGAGACUAUGGCCUGAAACUCUUCAUAACUGAUGAUGAGCUCAAGAAAGUACACGAUUUUGAAGAGCAGUGCAUAGAGGAAUAUUUCAGAGAGAAGGAUGAUCGCUUCAACUCAUCCAAUGACGAGAGGAUACGGGUGACAUCAGAAAGGGUAGAGAACAUGUCCAUGAGGCUAGAGGAAGUUAAUGAGAGAGAACAUUCCAUGAAGGCUUCACUCCAGACUGUGGACAUCCGGCUGGCACAGCUGGAAGACCUCAUCGGGCGCAUGGCCACGGCCCUGGAGCGCCUGACAGGUCUGGAGCGGGCAGAGUCCAACAAGAUCCGCUCAAGGACCUCCUCAGACUGCACAGAUGCAGCCUACAUCGUCCGCCAGAGCAGCUUCAACAGCCAGGAAGGGAACACCUUCAAACUUCAAGAGAGUAUAGACCCUGCAGGUGAGGAGACCAUGUCCCCAACUUCUCCAACCUUAAUGCCCCGUAUGCGAAGCCAUUCUUUCUAUUCAGUCAAUGUGAAAGACAAAGGUGGUAUAGAAAAGUUGGAAAGCAUUUUCAAAGAAAGGUCCCUGAGCUUACACCGAGCUACUAGCUCCCACUCAGUAGCAAAAGAACCCAAAGCUCCUGCAGCCCCUGCAAACACCUUGGCCAUUGUUCCUGACUCCAGAAGACCAUCGUCAUGCAUAGACAUCUAUGUCUCUGCCAUGGAUGAGCUCCACUGUGAUAUAGACCCUCUGGAUAAUUCCAUGAACAUCCUUGGGCUGGGUGAGCCAAGCUUUUCAGCUCUAGCACCUUCCACAGCCCCUUCAAGUAGUGCCUAUGCAACCCUUGCACCUACAGACCGACCUCCAAGCAGGAGCAUUGAUUUUGAAGACCUCACCUCCAUGGACACUAGAUCUUUUUCUUCAGACUAUACCCACCUCCCAGAAUGCCAAAACCCCUGGGACACAGACCCUCCAAUGUACCAUACCAUCGAGCGGUCCAAGAGUAGCCGCUACCUAGCGACCACACCCUUUCUUCUGGAAGAGGCCCCCAUUGUAAAAUCCCAUAGCUUUAUGUUUUCUCCUUCAAGGAGUUACUAUGCCAACUUUGGGGUGCCCGUGAAAACAGCAGAAUACACAAGUAUUACGGACUGUAUCGACACAAGAUGUGUCAAUGCCCCUCAAGUAAUUGCCGACAGAGCCACCUUCCCUGGAGGUCUCGGAGACAAAGUAGAGGACUUAUCUUGUUGCCACCCUGAGCGAGAAGCAGAGCUGAGCCAUCCUAGCUCUGACAGUGAGGAGAAUGAGGCCAGAGGCCGGAGAGCUGCCAAUCCGAUCUCCUCUCAGGAGGCUGAAAACGCAGACAGAACCCUAUCCAACAACAUCACAGUUCCCAAGAUAGAGCGUGCCAACAGCUACUCGGCAGAGGAGCCAAGCGUGCCAUAUGCACAUACCAAGAAGAGCUUCUCCAUCAGUGACAAGCUUGAUAGACAGAGGAACACCUCAAGCCUACGAAAUCCCUUCCAGAGAAGUAAGUCCUCCAAGCCAGAGGGCCGAGGGGAUAGCCUAUCCAUGAGGAGACUGUCUAGAACAUCAGCUUUUCACAGCUUUGAAAGCAAACACAACUAAACCUUCUAACCAUGUGUUGCAGGAGGCUCAAGAAUCCAGCACUAAAAUUCUCCCCAUAUCCACCUUGUUCCCCCUUCCUUGAGUUAUGUCUGCUUUACUCUUAGCUGAGCAAAACAAUGCCUUGGGAGAUGUUAACUCAAAGGUAACCUCUGGGCCACAGGUCAAGCAAGCAUUCCAUCUGGCCCAGUGCCAAACACGGGGUGUUAAGGCAUGUUCACAUUGUUGGGAAGGGAGGGGAAAAGAGAACAGCAAGGGGUUAGAGAUGAAUGUGUGUAACCAGGCACCACAGAAAGCCAUGAGCUCUGAUGGGCUCAAGCGUUCUCCAUGCCAGCAGGCAUCAUGGGACUUCUGCCCUGUUAUCGAGAGUUGAGGCGACGGGGCUAAGUUGCAAAAUGAGAUAAAAGAGCCAGCAUACGAGAUGAGAUAUUCUAAACUUCAAUUCUGUUUUCUUUUCACAUUGGUUCCAUCACUGGUGACUGAUGAAGAACAUCCUUUUUAUUCAGUAUAAGCCGGCAGCAAGCAGUUCUACCUAACGUCCCACAUCCUUCUCAUGCCAACACUUCUGUAAUUGGUCAUUAUAAAGAAAAACAAGGUAACAGUCAUAUAUACAGUUCACCUGUCUCUUAUAUAUUCACUUCUGGUGCCACAACUGUUUAUCUCUUUAGAAGAAAAUAAGGGAACAGAAAUGCCUUUUUUUUCUUUUUGUCUUGCAAUCGAAAUGAAAGAAGAAUUGAUGCUAACAGCAAAAGUCGUAUGAUUUAUAAUAUACCACGGGCAAUCAAGUAUAUAGUCAAGCAAGCUCAGGAUGAAUGUAAUUAAAUAAUUUUAUAUUUUUAAGUUAUUUUGUAUCUCACCUGUCAUCAAUGAAUUCACUCAUCAAAUAUGUAAUAUUGAACUUUAAGAAAAAACAGUGGGAAGAACUAACAUUAAGUUGCCACGUGGGAUAUUGUUAUAGUCUCACCAUUCAUAGUGUGUGAUGCUGCUGUGUGGCCUUCAUCAUUUGCAUGUUUCCACUAUGUCCUCCGAACACCUCCAAGAUGUAACUGCCAAACUUCCACACCACUCAUCACGUGACCGUUUUGUAUUUGAACACAUGGUUCUAUGUGGAUAUUUUCAUACCUAGAAUUUAGUCAUCUAAUCUGGGCUCAGCAUAAAUUUAAUCGGAUUUUUUCAAGGGCUGGUAUCUUUUUUAUGGAAAUGUUCCAAAGCACUUUGUUUUGUUUUGUUUUUGAGACAGGGUUUCUCUGUAUAACAGCUCGAUUUGUAGACCAGGCUGGCCUUGAACUCACAGAGAUCUGCCUGCCUCUGCCUCCCUCGUGCUGGGAUUAAAGGCUUGCGCCACCACCACCCAGCUCCAAAGUACUU
Peromyscus eremicus (cactus mouse) is the source of this 4866-nucleotide messenger RNA. RefSeq names its product transient receptor potential cation channel subfamily M member 3 (gene Trpm3). Gene Ontology annotation, cellular component: membrane. The transcript has 13 exons. Gene Ontology annotation, molecular function: monoatomic cation channel activity. Gene Ontology annotation, biological process: monoatomic cation transmembrane transport; protein tetramerization. The record is from RefSeq and is a predicted model, not a curated record. NCBI's taxonomy places the organism in Eukaryota, Metazoa, Chordata, Mammalia, Rodentia, Cricetidae. Bases 73 to 3501 code for a protein of 1142 amino acids.